Messenger RNA from Electrophorus electricus (electric eel), 2882 nucleotides. It is a transcript of the gene shmt2, whose product is annotated as serine hydroxymethyltransferase 2 (mitochondrial). The record is from RefSeq and is a predicted model, not a curated record. Gene Ontology annotation, biological process: tetrahydrofolate interconversion. Gene Ontology annotation, molecular function: glycine hydroxymethyltransferase activity; pyridoxal phosphate binding. Lineage: Eukaryota; Metazoa; Chordata; Actinopteri; Gymnotiformes; Gymnotidae. Gene Ontology annotation, cellular component: cytoplasm; mitochondrion.
CGUUGUCGACUACUGCUGGCUUUCGAGACUUGUAGAGGCGCAGUGCUUCGCGCUUUCACGCCACGUUAUCAUUAUGUUGACACUAAGAUUAAGGCAUAUUUUCAGGCCCCUGUGCCAGCGUGGCCCACUUGGCGUGAGUGCGGGUCCCAAGGGACAGCACUCUGCUGCAGCCUGCAACACCCAGCAUGAGCCCUGGAGAGGGCAGGACAGCCUGGCGCAGGACGACCCCGAGAUCUGGGAGCUGCUGCAGAAGGAGAAGGACAGACAGUGUCGUGGCCUGGAGCUCAUUGCCUCAGAGAAUUUCUGCAGCAGAGCAGCUCUUGAGGCUCAGGGCUCCUGUCUCAAUAACAAGUACUCAGAAGGCUACCCAGGAAAGAGGUAUUAUGGCGGUGCAGAGGUAGUGGACCAGAUCGAGCUUCUGUGCCAGAAGCGGGCCCUGGAGGCAUUUGAUCUUGAUCCGGAGCACUGGGGCGUCAACGUGCAGCCCUACUCCGGCUCUCCAGCCAACCUCGCUGCCUACACAGCCGUGCUGAAGCCACACGACCGUCUCAUGGGCCUGGACCUGCCCGAUGGAGGACACCUCACCCAUGGUUACAUGUCUGAUGUGAAGCGGGUCUCUGCCACAUCUAUCUACUUUGAGUCCAUGCCUUACAAACUCGACCCUAAAACAGGUCUAAUAGACUAUGACCAGAUGGAGAUGACUGCGAAGCUGUUUCGGCCCAGGCUGAUCAUAGCUGGCACCAGCGCCUACGCCCGCCUCAUCGACUAUGCCCGCGUGAAGAAGCUGUGUACAGAGUUAAAUGCGUAUCUUCUGGCAGAUAUGGCCCACAUUAGUGGCCUUGUGGCUGCUAAAGCUAUACCCUCUCCAUUUGAUCACGCUGACCUUGUCACCACAACCACACACAAAUCCCUCAGAGGAGCCAGAGCUGGGCUGAUAUUUUAUCGGAAGGGUGUGCGCUCUGUGGAUAAGAAAGGUGGUGAAGUCCUGUAUGACCUUGAGGACAAGGUCAACUUCUCAGUCUUCCCUUCACUGCAGGGUGGACCCCACAAUCAUGCCAUCGCUGGUGUCGCUGUGGCCCUCCGUCAGGCCAACACCCCAAUGUUUAAGGAGUACAUAGCACAGGUAAUAAAGAAUGCGAAAGCCAUGGCCAACGCGUUGCUAAAGAAAGGAUACACUCUUGUGUCAGGUGGGACAGAUAAUCACCUGGUGCUCGUGGAUUUAAGGCCACAGGGAAUGGAUGGAGCACGUGCAGAAAGGGUUCUGGAGCUGGUCUCCAUCACAGCCAACAAAAACACCUGCCCAGGAGACAAGAGUGCACUCACACCUGGAGGCCUCCGGUUGGGUGCCCCCGCAUUGACCUCUCGUCACUUUAAGGAAGCAGAGUUCCAACAGGUCGUGGAAUUCCUGGAUGAAGGUUUCAAAAUUGCUCUGGAUGUCAAGAAAAAGACCAAAAAGCUGGCAGACUUUAAGAGCUUCCUGUUGGAGGAUCCAGACACGGUGGCACGCCUCGCUGACCUGCGCCUCCGGGUGGAGGCUUUUGCUCGUCCUUUCCCCAUGCCGGGCUUCCCUGACCACUAACCACGCACAGCUGAGCGUGCUAGGGACAGGGCGCAUCUGCACAUGCAUCAGCCAGCCACACUGGCUUUUUCGGCGCAAGGAUCAGUAUUCAGAUUUUUUUUUUUGUUCUUCUUCAUUUAAUUUCUGAGCCUUUGAUCAUUAGGCCCUUUGUCGGUAAAUACAGAGAGUGAAAUAUCAGCAUUUAUAUUUCACAGCAGUCACGAGGGCAUGAUGAGGGAACAAUAACAGCCUUCAUCACUGCAGUGUGAAUGAUGUUGAAUCAAAGAACAAAUGGGUUUGGCACAACUCUUAGUCUUAGAGAUCAGCAGUGCAAAUAGACUGUUAGUGCGCUGAAAGUUUUAGUCCUUUAGCAUGCAGGUGUAGUAGAAACUGCUCUACUGAUGGUUCAAAUUCGGAGGGGUUAAAAUGAGGAAAAACUCAUGGGUAAAAUGGGAUGGAUUGGGAUGCCAAAACAUUUUAGUGUGGUUAUCCAGAUUGCAUUUUGCAGUGUCAAGAGCCCGAAAACAUUGGUUCUAAAAUCGUGAAUUAGAAGCUUAAUCAUGUCGAAUUGAAUUGAUCUGAAAGUAAAUGUCAGACUGGUCAAACAAAAGUUGUUCAUUGGCAAAAUGUAACCUGUAGAGAAUUACAAUUCAGGAAAAGAACAAAGAUCCAGAUGGCUCAUUGCACUACACUGGCCUUCAAUGUUUACAAAUUGUUUUUCACCUCUUAUGUCUUAAUUUUGAACUGCUGAACAAAAACUGGUCAUGGAUAUCUUUUAUUCUUUUUCACUCUAACUACUGCUGCUGUCAAAAUAUGGAAAAGAGAAUUCCUACUUAAAAAAGACUAAAGCCACAUCUGUGUAAUUUGUCUAAUAAAAACAAAAUCUUAUGAUGGAGGUAUAUAUUUAUCACAGAGUAUCUAUGAGACAAUAGAAUGAUAGAUAUGGAGGUGUGUCAGGUAGUGCCAAGUAUUUUACUGUGAACUGCACAUGAUAACUAUAACACGUUAUCUAUGUUUAAUCCAUCUUUUACUAACUGAAAUGGUUUAAGGGGAAGGAAACCUACAAAUAUGUGUCCAACUAUAUACAGUACAAUUAUGAUGAAAGGAGAUCAUUUGGUGUAUGUGCUGUGUUUGCCCUGUUGGCCUCUGGGAUGAAGCAGGCCACCAAUCAAAUCUACCCUCUAAUGUUUUGAUUUAUCUUCUUUCAUUCUCCAGAAUGCUGCCUAAGUUGCCUUUUUAUCUGUAAAGUGUUUUUUUUUUAAUGGGCCUUUACAAGGUAGUUUUAUAUGAAAAACAUAAUCCCAUUAAACAUGCAGUAAUUACA